Messenger RNA from Zootoca vivipara (common lizard), 6287 nucleotides. RefSeq lists its product as uncharacterized. NCBI's taxonomy places the organism in Eukaryota, Metazoa, Chordata, Lepidosauria, Squamata, Lacertidae. The record is from RefSeq and is a predicted model, not a curated record. Gene Ontology annotation, biological process: regulation of cytokine production; negative regulation of transcription by RNA polymerase II; regulation of immune system process. Gene Ontology annotation, cellular component: nucleoplasm. Gene Ontology annotation, molecular function: RNA polymerase II cis-regulatory region sequence-specific DNA binding; DNA-binding transcription repressor activity, RNA polymerase II-specific.
AAUGCUCCGCGCUUCCUGUUCCUAGGCGUCUCGAUGGUCCGGAGUUGGGCAUCGGAAUUGGAGAUUAGCCGAGGUUGCCCGCAAAGACGCUGCUGCCAGGAAUAAAAAUGGAGGAGCAGGACCAGCCAGGACCCAAUCCAGCAAAGAGAUCAGAAGUGAGAGGAAAAGGCUCCUAUGCUGUCCAAACUGGGACUGCCAGGGAGUUUCCAGCUGAGACAACCCCGGGAAUAAUUAAGCAUGAACUAAACAAGGGGCCCCACCAGAAAACUCUGCAGCAGGAGUUCCUGAAGUCCAAAUGGUCUAUGCGUCCAAGAUCGAAACCCUCGCGGCUCUUUCAGUCCCAGCCGCGGUUGGAUGAUGCUAAUGACUUCCAGGCCUCCUUCAAGGCUGUCAUUGACACCAGCCGGUGGCCAACAGGAGAGAGUGCGUCCCGUCGAGAAGCCCGCGGGGCCCAUCAAAGGCUGGAUCCUUUUGUAAAAGUGAAGGAGGAGAUUCUGGAGGAGGAAACUCUCAGCUUGGAGAUACGAUGUCUGCGGUUCCGGCAUUUUGGCUACCAGGAGACCGAGGGGCCCCGAGAGGCCUUGAGACAACUCCGGGAGCUUUGCCGCCAGUGGCUGAUGCCCGAGAGGCACACCAAGGAGCAGAUCCUGGAGUUGGUGACCUUGGAGCAGUUCCUGACCGUCCUGCCCCUGGAGAUGCAGUGCUGGGUCCGGGAAUGGGGCCCGGAGACCUGCACCCAAGCAGUGGACCUUGCGGAAGAUUUCUUACUGAAGCCUCAAGAGGCUGAGAGGACAGAGGAAAAGAUAUGGGGCCCUUUCACAGAUGUGGCUGUUCAUUCGCCCGCGUCAGAGGAGGAUUCCUCAGACACUGCUGAAAUGCAGAUUUGCACAGAGGUCAAGGAGGAAGCAGAUGAGAUCAACUUGCUGGGUCAAGAUUUAGAUGACAGGCACGAACUGGAAGAUGCAGAAGGGAUCUUUGAAGAAGAAACAGUUGAGCAAGUAGUUGUGGUUGGAGUAUCCCCAGAAAGAGCCAAGGGGGAUUUUUCCCAGGACCCUGAAGUCGACAAGAGACCUGGAAGCCAGGAGGGGCAAGAAAAUCGCUGGGACAAGCAUCCGAGGAAGGCGGCAAAACCAUCUGGGCAACGUGAGGAAGGCAACAGGGGCUUGAACCAGAAUACUUUCCAGCACGGAAUCCGCCAGAUCUUUGAUCUCCUGGAGAAUCAGAAGCAGCAGGUGAGGGAGAGGCCAUACAAGUGCACAUACUGCAGGGAGAGUUUCCAGAACAAAUCCCACCUGUCGAUUCAUGAGAGGACCCACACCGGAGAGAAACCGUACGAAUGCCUGAACUGUGGGAGGUCGUUCUCCCAGCACUCAAACCUCCUGAGGCACGAGAGGACGCACACGGGGGAGAAGCCCUACAAGUGUGCCGACUGUGACAAAAGCUUCAACCAGAAGGCCACCCUUGUCAUCCACCAGAGGACCCACACGGGAGAGAAGCCGUACCAGUGCUCAGAGUGCGGCAAGAGCUUCAGCACCAGCUCCCAGCUCAUCACCCACAAGCGGAUCCAUUCGGGAGAGAAGCCGUAUCAGUGCUCCGACUGCGGCCAGAGCUUCAGCCGAAGGCCGCACCUUGUGGUGCACGAGAGGACCCACACUGGGGAGAAGCCAUACAAAUGCACCGACUGCGGGGAGAGCUUCAGAAACAGCUCAGUCUUCAACGUUCAUAAAAGGACCCACACGGGAGAGAAACCGUAUAAGUGCUCCUACUGUGGGCAGAGCUUAAGCCGGAGGACCAACCUCAUUAAACACGAGAGAAUCCACACAGGAGAAAAGCCCUUCAAGUGCCCAGAAUGUGACCUCAGCUUCCGGUCUAGCACCUUGCUGAAAGCUCAUAAGAGGACCCACACAGGGGAGAAGCCGUACAAAUGCCUGGAGUGUGAGAAAAGGUUCUGCGGUCUCACGGGUCUUCGUAAACAUAAGAAAGUGCAUGCUGAGAAACAGCCAAGCUGCUGCCAAGAUUUCAUCAUGGAGGAACAAGACCUUGCAGGACCCAAGCAAGCUGGGAGGAGAUUGGAGGAGGUAGGAAGAGCCCAUGAUGUCCAAGGGGAGAGCACCACCAAGUCUGUGACUCAGGCCCCACCGCAAGGCGUUAAGCAGGAACUAGAAGAGGGGUUGCUGCAACAAGGCUGGGGAGCCCAGUGGUCAGAGUUCCUGGGCGCAUCACAGCCCCCUCAUUCCAGAUGGAAAAACUUUCGCCCCUGGUCAGGGCCUGGUGCCAAAGAAACCCCGGCCUCCAGAGCAGCUGAGGUUUGCCGCUGGCCUAGCCGGGAAUUCGCAACCCAAACCGCGGCAGGUCCUGGUGAUGAAACCCACAAGGCCUACGAAAGCCUGGACUUUGCUGUGAAAGUGAAGGAAGAGGUUCUGGAUGGGGAGGCCCUCAGCUCCGAGACACUGUGUCAGCGGUUCAGGCAGUUCUGCUACCAGGAGCCUGAGGGGCCGCGAGAGGCCUUCAACCAACUCUGGGAGCUUUGCCGCCAGUGGCUGAGACCGGAGAGACACACCAAGGAGCAGAUUCUGGAGCUGGUGAUCCUGGAGCAGUUCCUGGCCAUCCUGCCUCUGGCGAUGCAGAGCUGGGUCCGGGAGAGCAGCCCAGAGACCUGUUCUGAAGCAGUGGCCCUGGCAGAGGACUUCCUAAUGAGGCAGCCAGAGGCGGAGGGAUGCCCACCAAGCACUCCUGCCAAAAGAGCCAGGGAGAGGGAGAGCUACAGGCUACCUUGGAAUAUGUCAGAGCCUCUGGAAGACAUGGCUGAUGACACCACAGUGUCGGCACAAGAUAUGUCAGACCUGGCAAAGCUGCAUUUUGCCUCAGAUGCCGAGCAAAGGAGCAAUCAGGAGGCCACCUUGCUGGGUGAGGAUCAAAUGGAGACAAAAGAGGGAGAUCCACAACCUGUGAAACUCAAUGAGACAUCGUUGGGAAGAGCCAAAGAGGAUUUCCCCCCAUUUCAUGUUGAGGGAGAGGCAGUGCCUGAGGGUCAGCCAGAACCAAGAAGUCUCCAGGGAAACUAUCCCGGGAAGGAAGCAGAGAAGGCCUUGCUUUGUGAAGGAGGUAAUGGAAGCCCUCACGAAAGCACAGCUAACAAAGGGAUGGUCAGGAGCAAAAAGAAGUGCACCGAGUGUGGAAAUCUCUGCGAGGUCUGUGACCUCCCCACGAACCAGAAAUCACAAACGGAGGAAGAGUUUUACAUAUGUCCCCGGUGUGGGAAGACCUUCAAGAAUGGAGUGUCUCUUGCUCCACACCAGGGGACCUCCAUAGCUGGAGCGAAACCUUACCCGUGCUCGGAGUGCGGCAAGAGCUUCGGCACCAAGGCUGCCCUCCUGAAGCACAAGGGGACGCACACGGGCGAGAAGCCCUAUGUGUGCUCUGAGUGCGGGAAGUGCUUCACCACCAGCUCCAACCUGAUCUACCACAACAUCGUGCACACGGGGGAGAAGCCGCACAAGUGCUCCGAGUGCGGCAAGUGCUUCCACUGGAAGUCGUCCCUCAUCACGCACGAGAGGACCCACACGGGGGAGAAGCCGUACGAGUGCCCCGAGUGCGGGAAGAGCUUCGGCAACAGCUCUCAGCUCCUGCGGCACAAGAGGGUGCACACGGGCGAGAAGCCGUACCACUGCUCGGAGUGCGGCCGCAGCUUCAACCAGAUCGCCUCGCUCAUCGCGCACAAGAGGAUCCACACGGGAGAGAAACCCUACGAGUGCUCGGAGUGCGGGAAAGGCUUUGGCACCAGGACGAACCUGAUGAUGCACAAGCGGGUGCACACAGGGGAGAGGCCCUACAAGUGCUCCUACUGCGGGCAGAGCUUCAGCCAGAGGACGCACCUCAUCAUCCACGAGAGGACUCACACGGGCGAGAAGCCCUACACAUGCUCCGACUGCGGGAAGAGCUUUAAUGCGAAAGCGCCCCUCAUCACGCACAAGAGGACCCACACGGGCGAGAACCUCUACCAGUGCUUCCAGUGCGGAAAGAGCUUCAGCACCAGCUCCAACCUCCUGAACCACAACAUCAUCCACACAGGGGAGAAGCCGCACAAGUGCUCGGAUUGUGGCAAAUGCUUCAAUCGGAAGUCGUCCCUCAUUACGCACCAGAGGACCCACACCGGGGAGAAGCCCUAUGCAUGCUUUGAGUGUGGGAAGUGCUUCAUUUCGAGCUCGGACCUCACAAAGCACAAAAAAGUCCACAGGGGGAAGCGCUCGGCCAUCGCGGAAAGCGUUGUGUUUAGCCCGGCACUUGCCAAACCCGGUAGCGUUCAACCGGGAGGGCAGCCUUGCUAGGCCCGAACAAAGGGGAGAUGCUGUCAGGCCUGUGUCCUUUUCAAUACAAGUCUGCCUCAGUCACGUAUAACAGUGAGAGCCAAAGGUUCUGGUUUUAGUGUGUUAAAAUAAUAAAAUAAUAAUGGAUUUGUGAGGCCGGGAGGAACCCCAUGUAGAAGCUCUCGGCAGGUUCCCCAUCCCUGCACCAGAGGGAAAAGGUGCCAGUUUCUGAAGAGGAUGACAGCGUCACUUGAUGUUUCCUUAUUUUCAUGACUCACGAGAAGAAAAUAGAUAACGUACAUUCUGAACUAUCGGAAAUGUGAGAUUUGGCACCUGAAAUACACGUUCAUGAUUGGUGCCUAAAAAUAAUAAUAAAACGUGACAGGCCCCAAACCCUUGUGCAUCAUUUAGCACCAAUAUUGUCACAGCUCUGUGGAUUUAUUUUAUCCAGGGGGUGGCAUGGGGAGAGCUGUUCCAGUGUAGCAGAAUGGGACAUUUCAGAACUUGUCAUUUUUUCAAUACUGUAUAGCUAUUUUAUACAUGUAUUUCUGUUCUUUCUUUUUUACCUGCUCUAAGCUAGUAGGCUGGGAUUAGCUAGGAGGGUCAUGUCUGUAUAUUAGCUGUGGAUUUUUAAGUUCUAUUGUUUGUUUUCCUUUAUGAAAACUGAACAUUUCAGCUUGUCCGCUUCCACACACUGUCUUUGAGUUCAUUGGGAUGCUAUUAUGGGUGUGCCUCCUUUAUGGAUUUGUGCACACAAUGCAUUUAAGGUCAGUGUGCCUUUUUCUCUUUAAGGCACACUGUUAAUUCCACAUUUCUUUUUCACUCCUUUUGUAGCUUCCACUUUAUUAUGUCCCCUGAAGUCUUGUGACUCACCUGACCACAGCUUCAGCUUUGUGAUGUGCUUAUUAAAUUGUGAGAUGUUUGGUCAGUCCUGGAGUUUCCGGAUUCCUUAUUCAAACAAAUAUUCAUUGUAAGAAAUUUGUAAAUAAAUAAUAAGUUUGAAAAUUGUGGGUUAAAAAAAUAAACUACAACUGUCAGCACCCUUCAGAAACAACAGUCCCGGGGAGUAAAGGUAAAGGACCCCUGGACGGUUAAGUCCAGUCAAAGGCAGCUAUGGAGUUGCAGUGUUCAUCUCACUUUCAGGCCAAGGGAGCCGGCGUUUGUCCACAGACAGUUUUCCGGGUCAUGUGGCCAGCAUGACUAAACCGCUACUGGCGCACGGAGGACCGUGAUGAGUGCCAGAGUGCACGGAAACACUGUUUACAUUCUAUAGGCAUCUCCACAGUCUUAAUGACACAUUUCAGCUAAGCAAAAGCACUCGAAGAUGGUGUGGCCUGCAAGGGAGUCGAGGACCAUAGAGACUUGUGGAGGGCCACAAUUCAUACAUGGGUCUGAGGUUUCCCAGCCUUGUCUUCAGCCCAGACAAACAGCACACAACUAAGCGGCAACCCUGAGGGCUCCCCCACUAUCAAAAGCUGGAACUGACAGCUUUUAUUGCUUGUUUGCAGCUAGGUACUGAAAUACUAAUACAGUAGGGAAUUUAUUCUGUGUGUGGAUCCUUAAAUAGCCCAAUUAAUGAUUUAUUCGUUUAUCUAUUAUUUGUUCCAGGUGUGAAUCGCUUCUCAUGAGUCAUCCCAAAACAGUUUAAAAUAUAUAGAAAAGAGUUUACAGAUAUGAAAAACAGUUCAAACAAUUACACAUAUCAAAGCAGUUUUUAUAACACACACACAAAAUUUUAAAAUAAAAAUGAUUUAAAACGGGACACACAUUCAAAUCCAAGACAGAUAACAGAUUUUAUAGUUUGUUGAAGCAGCAGACACCAAAAAGACAACAGUGAAGGCACCAGUCUGAUAUGCAAUUAUAUGUUACAGGUAGGUAGCCGUGUUGGUCUGACGCAGUCAAAACAAAAUUUAAAAAAUCUUUUUCGUGUGCAUGCACACUUCUUCAGAUACACUAAAACAGAAGUCACCAGAACCUUAU